Molecule: messenger RNA, 516 nt
Organism: Nannizzia gypsea CBS 118893
Lineage: Eukaryota; Fungi; Ascomycota; Eurotiomycetes; Onygenales; Arthrodermataceae
Exons: 4
Coding region: 1-516 (171 amino acids)
Biological process (GO): late endosome to vacuole transport via multivesicular body sorting pathway; protein targeting to vacuole
Cellular component (GO): fungal-type vacuole membrane; Vps55/Vps68 complex
Source: RefSeq, a predicted model, not a curated record
AUGGACGAUUCGGACAACCGUCUAUUCCGGUUUACCAAGUGGUUUAACAAUGCCAACACUCGUACAUCUGGCAUAUAUGCCUCCGGUGCAUUAUUCUCCAUCGGCCUCUUCUUCCUUAUCGACGCAGCUUCGUUCUCCCACAGUGCAAGAAAUGGCUCAGAGGUCCAUGUUAAAUUCGUGGACUGGAUCCCUGGUAUCUGCUCCGCCUUAGGGAUGCUAGUCAUCAACUCGAUUGAAAAGUCACGCCUGAGUGCGGAUAGCUUCAGCUAUUCUGGAGAUAGCGUUGCCUGGAAGGCAAGAUUUGUUCUUUUCUUGGGCUUCGCGCUGUUGGCUGGUGGUCUGGCGGGGAGUGUGACGGUUCUGGUACUGAAAUAUGUCAUCCAUGGGUACCCGCUUCAGACGCUUUACUUUGGUAUUGCGAACGUUAUUGCUAAUGCAUUGGUGAUGAUGAGUUCCGCUGUUCUAUGGAUUGCGCAAAACAUGGAAGAUGACUAUACCUACACUCUUGCUCUAUAA